UUUGUUGUGGCGCGCUCCCUCACAACGACACGUCAGGCCAUCAGACGUCAGUAUGCGGCUGUAACUUUGCACGUGUAUCGCCACAUCGCAGGCAAAGUCGAUUUCCCCACCAAAAACAAUAAUUUGCGACGGAAAACUUUGUGGAUGGGGCUGCUGCAAAUGUGCUGACCCCACGCUCAGUCAGCGUUUCGCAACACCGCUAGGCUUUAAACUUCCAAGUGCAAUUAAUUGACCAACCACAUGCACCAAACAAAACAGGAACCUCUCUGACUGAGUAUAAUAUUUUCAAUGAAAAUGCAACACUAGCUUUAACUACCAUGAUUAACCAAAUAAUAAUACUACUAUGGACCUCGUUCACAUUUCUAUUUGGAUAUCCUGUUACCGUCAAAGGUUCGAUAGGAUGUUUCAAAUGUGUAUCAAUAAAUGGCAACAAUCCAGCCUGUGACGAUCCAUUCCACAACAAUUACACGGUGGACAUUCUGGAGUCACCCUGCAUGGGGGGCAGAAAAGGGAGAAACGGCCUUUUCCCAGCUACGGCCUGUAUCAAACUGACUGGCAUCUAUGAUGACACAGGGGACAGCAUAAUGGUGAGAGGAUGUGCCUUGGAUAGUGGUACGUUGACUACAGACACAGAGCUGAUCCGAAUGUCUCAUUGUGGGGGCUUCUACUUUGAUGAUCGGUAUGCGAGAGGCUGCGUCCAGAGCUGUGAUGACGGUGAUGCAUGCAACACGGCGACGACGCUCAACACCAAUUCAUCAACAUCAACACCAUUCGCCGUCAUUCAAACACUAUUUUGUUUGUUGUACAACUAUUUUGUCUCGUGAAAAAUAUUCCCAACUUCAUAACAGUCUACACUGAAUAUUGAAGCACUGAACAUCGCAUGUAGCAUCCGAAAAUCAUUAGGUAGGCUACUGUAGAAUAGGUUUUAUUAAAUUACAUUGAUAACGACAUCUACAUGAAUAGUGAGUGAUAGUUUUAUUAUUAUUCGCUCAGAAUUUAUACGUCUAUAUCGUUAUAAGAGACUUCAGAGUGGUUAAUUAGCUGGCAGCUCAUAAAUGAGAAGUGGAAUUGAAGAAAUUAAUUUAUUCAAUACAACUUGGUAGAUUGUUUGAAUAGGAUUAUAGAAGAUAUAAAAUGUUUGAAAACAAAACUUGAUAGAUUAUUUAUAAUAAAAAAUUAAUUUAUAGCUUCUGCUCAUGAUUUAGCAAAUCUAUAAAUAAACAUCCAAAUGAAUAAAUAGGAUUUGUUUAGUUGAGUUGAUGAAAUACAAUCAUGGAUUACUUGGCCACGUUAAUUAUUAGGUACCGUACAUUGGUAGAAUGUAUUUCAAAUCGAGGGCAUAGGCCUAACAUAUAGGCCUAUAAGCCUAUAGUGAUGGUUAUAUGAGUUCAGAGAAUAGGAUGGAAUGUUUCAUAACAUUGGACUUAAACUCAACAUUACCUAUGCCUACUAACAUAGAAAUAGCCUAAUUGAGACUCAAGUGCAAUAAGACGGUCUAUAGAAUCGGUUACAUAUUAAGUUAUACAGUAUAGUAAUAAAUAAAUUGACAUAUUAUAUAAGUUGAAUCACCAUAGUGGGAUAAAAUAUUUACCAAUCAUGAUUUUUAUUAAAAGGAAACACAAUCCAAAAAAAAUUACUAUAUCAGUAUCAUUACUACUUUAGCCUACUAUAUUUAUAGGUAAUGGAUGAAUCCACAAAAACUGUAGGCCUUCCUUGUAGGCCUAUAGUAGGCUACCUAACUAAUAUGAACCAAUUUCAAUGCAGAGAGGAACUGCAUAUUAAAUAUAUUGUACAAAUAUUGAAAUUUAAUAUUAGUUUGGAUAGAAUGCUAUAGUAUGAGUUGAUGAAUGCAUAUUGAUAAUGUGAGUACAGUAACUCAUAUCAAUAGAGUAUCAUUAAUUAUUUUUCAAGAAUAGAGCUUCAUUAGAUACCAUAUAAAUGACUUUUUUAAUGCACAUCACCAAAUAUAUACUAAAUUUAUUGUAGUUUUGGGAUAAAUUAUAAUUUAUAGAGAAAAAAUAUCAUGACUAGGUUUUCGUUUCAAGGGUGAAAAGCUUCAUAUAAAUCAAUAUUUUUAAUAUAAGUAGCCUAUUCUACUCACAAGUGUGAUACCCUAUACAUGCUCUGUCCGGAAUGUAAUGUCAAUGAUUUUUUUCCCGACUCCAUUGUACAUCCCAGAAUAUUGAUGUACGGUACUGGGAAACUAUAGUAGUUUGGGAUCUUGUGAACAAAGCUGACUUUGCGCCUUUUGUCUCUAUCCUCUCCUAGGGUUUUAAAGGCAUUUACGUGAGAGACGUUUUUGUGACACGCCAGAGUACAAAUGCAGUGUUCCCUUGAGCAACGCAGUGUGAUGACGACCCAGAAUUUUCAUGAAAUUUUAUCACUGGAGAUAAGUCUUGGGUGUUCGAGUACGACCCAUUUUCAUUUUUCAACAACAUUUCCUAAAAAGUAUGGGUCCUCAUCACACAUCGUUCACGAGGUAGCGCUGCAUUUUGAUCUCUGACGCGCCCCGAAAACGUAUCUCAUGGAAAUGCCUAUGGAAACUCUCAAGCAGGGCUUUGUUCACAAGAUCCCUAACUAUAGCCUACUAGUCUCCCAGCAGCAGCACUCUGGAGUGUACAAUGAGUGUAGAAAAAAAUCAUUGACAUUACUUUCCGGACAGACUCUGUAUACUGGCUGAUGAGAAGCCGAUAAGAGUUCAAGUUAUAGUAUAGACUAUAUCAGUUCAAUAUAUUUGAGAGACAAAUUCAAAGUAAUUAUCAUUUUCAAGAGUGGGUGAGUUACUGUUCCGGAGGAAACUGAUAAAAGAAUAAUAUCGAAAUAUUAUUGUUGCUAGAAUGGAUAUUAUAGUCACAAUACAGAGCAUUGGAUAUUAAUGUUGAUAAAAAUAAUAUUGAAAAAAUUGCUCAUCGUCAAAAUUGUUAUAUUUUCUGUUUUCGUAUCGAUUAGCCUAUCUUGAAUAGGCUACUCUCAACAUCCACAAAUAAACUUAACGCUGGUACGGUACUCACUAUAUGCUCCAAAAUCAUUACAGUAUACGGUACCGGUAACCAAAGAGUUACUGUUCCAGAGAGCCUGAUACAUUUUGGAAUGAACUCGUUGGAGUACGGUACUGACUUAAUGUUAGGUAAUUUUUUGGUGAAAAAACUUGAGAGAUAUUUAGAAUAUUCCAUUAAUAGAAGCAGCAAGUUACUGUUAUUUUAAAUUUUGAAACUAAAAAAGCAUCUUGUUGAAAUGUGAGAAUUCACUUACCGUAUUAUUUAUCAAAAUACCUUAUUGUACCAUAAUAAUAAUAAUAAAUAAUAAUGAAUUUAUUGUACGGUACCAUAAAUUCAUUGAUAAUAAUAUUUUUUGAUAACUUGUGGAUAACAUUUUUCGAAUAAAACAUCAAGAAGUAUGCACCUUCAAAUAAGAUGGUUGCUUAGUCUAAACCAGAUCAAUAAAUUAUCAAUGGUCACUACCGUAAUUAUAUGUGCAUGCAAUUGCAUUCAAAUUGUCGAAGAUGUCAAACAAAUAUAUGCUGCUGACCAUAUAUAAAUGAAUAGUGUGAAUAUUUUUUUAAAGAAGAAUCAUUACUGCUCAAUGUUCUAGGAUCAAUUUGUAAUUUGGUAAUCUUCAUGUACGAGUAGCCUACUGCAAUACAGAUAGGCUACCGUAGACAUACUCAGUAUUUUUAUUUAUAAUAUCCAUUCAAUUUCUCUGAUACAUUAUCAUAAGCAUGCGAGAAUAAUCAAAGUAUGAUGAAACUCUUAAAAUUUCUGGGACCAAUAACUGGUGAAUGAUGAUAAUGAUAUGUAAAAGUAUCAUAAUAAUUAUUAACAUAUCAAGAGAAAUAUCAAUAUUGUGACUAUUCUGGUGUGACAAGUUUGAAAAUCAGCAUGAUUAAUCCUUAUAUGAAUAUUGUUAAAAUGUAUUGUAUAUAAAUAGCUAUACGAAGCCUUAUGUUUUUGGAAAUAAAUUUGUAAAGAUAUGGGGACUUUGUAGUUAAGAGUAUUUGGAAAGCUGAGAAUAAAGGAAUUGAGCAAUUUAGCUUUUUGCACCUCUCAAGGAGCUGGGGUGGCUCAAACUGAUGGAGCGCAGAAGGCAUUUCCUUCUGGUGUUUCACAAGCUGAUUGUAAGAAGUGUUGGUCCUGGCUAUCUUCGAGACUCCUUCACAAUCCUCGCUGACAUCCAAUCCAAUUGUGGCACUAGGUCUCAUCACCUCACAAGCCAAAUACCACUUCAUCGAACAGCUAUUUUCAACUCAUCUUUCCUCACAUCCGCCUGUUGAGCAUGCAACUCCCUGCCCUACCACCUGAUCCAAUACAAUUCAUUGGCUUGCUUCAAGAGGAACCUGUUCAAAUAUCUGCUUGACUAAGCUAUUGUCAAGUUUGUUCUAAUGUUAAUUUCAUUUUUCUGCGUUCCAUUCAUUAUUAUUCACUCAAAUUGAUAUUCUCAUUCUUAUUUCUAUUCAUUUAUUUUAUUUGCUCUAUUUUCUCUAAUCUUUAUUUCAUCAAUCUCAUUCAAUUACUAAUUUUGCUGAGGUGCUGAUGGUCUAGAAUAGCAGUCCUAGCGUUCCAACAACCCAAGGUGCUAGAGUGGUAGAACCCCACCGAAAAUUCGGGUUCCUUUAUAUCCAUAAUCCUCCAUAUUCUACAUCCUUACUCCUCACCUAGCCUUAAUAUCCUCCCACUUGUACCUUUCAUAUUUUCCACUUCCCUGUAAAUUCUGCUGAUUUCAUUCAUUCAUAUCACCCAUCAUUUUCAUUUUCAGCAUGCAUUUUCACAAAUAUGUUAUCAUGUAGGCUACUAUUAUUGUAAUUAAUUUUUUUCCAUAGAAGUGUUAUUAUUUUGUUUAUUAUUACCAGUGUUUGCCAUAUAGGACUUGUCAGACCUGCUGGCAAUGUAAGAUGUAUUGAAUAAAUAUCAAAUAUAUACCGUCAUAAAAAUAUAUUAAUCUGAAAUUUAAUUGGAGCAUUUGCGAGGUUUCAAUUUCUCAAACAUAAGCUGGUCUUCAUUAAUAAUUGAGGAUGGGUCGUCUUAUUGUUAUACUUUUCUUUAUUGUUGACCAAUUAAUAUGAGUUGUAUCAUUACACAUGCUACCUUUGUGAUAAUAAUACCCUAUUAUUUCAAGUAAAAUUAAGAAUUCAAUCAUAGUUUCUAUGUACAAAUAUUAUUACAAGAACAGUGAGUGUUUUGGGCUCAUAAAGUCAUGUACCGUAAUCAAUUCAAGUUGAUAUGAUAGAUAAUAAUGCAGAAAUUUGGCUUAAUAAGGUAAUUUAUUUAGAGUAUGUAAGAUACUUGUAAAUAAUAAAGUCAGCUAAUUUCAAUCAAAGUUCUCACUUUCAUUUGUGAUUCAAGAAUCACAAAUAAAAAAGAGAAUUUCAUCCAGUUCUAUUAAGAGGUGACUGCAAUCAUUUUUGAGAAUAAUCAUUAUCUAGAUGAGUACGUUACCGUAGUUAAAGUAUAAUUUGGAUAGUGGAAUUUUGAAAGUCUGUGAAAGCCAAUUUAAUUUCAUUAUUGAUAUACAAGCAAACUUUCUUCUGUUUUGUAUUAUUUUUUUUCUCACAAACACUGUGCAAAAUGUAACAUAUGGAUCAGAAAAGGUUAAUAAGAAUUCAAGACAGGAUAUAGAUAAGAUAGGGUAUAGGAUUACUGUGAGUAGGUGUAGAGCACGGUACCGGUACGGUAUGCAAGGAAAUGCAAAAAAAUAAUUCUUUCAGAUUCAACUUUAUGUUAUUUACUUGAGAUGAUGCCUCUUGAAUGAUUGGAGGAUAAAGUAUUGAUAUAAGUGAAUCAUGCCCAACAUGUGAGCUUAUAAUAGACUACAACAGGUUUCGAGUAGAAAAGUUAUUUGCCUUGUAAUAUUGUAGAAAAUUUAACUAGGCCUAAGAAGAGAGGAAUAAAUUAUUAUGUUUUGUCAAGAAA
Molecule: messenger RNA, 5906 nt
Organism: Nilaparvata lugens (brown planthopper)
Lineage: Eukaryota; Metazoa; Arthropoda; Insecta; Hemiptera; Delphacidae
Exons: 5
Coding region: 318-824 (168 amino acids)
Source: RefSeq, a predicted model, not a curated record